This is a messenger RNA of Athalia rosae (coleseed sawfly), 5466 nucleotides long. RefSeq names its product intracellular protein transport protein USO1-like. The record is from RefSeq and is a predicted model, not a curated record. The transcript is spliced from 26 exons. The coding region runs from base 798 to 5384 and encodes 1528 amino acids. NCBI's taxonomy places the organism in Eukaryota, Metazoa, Arthropoda, Insecta, Hymenoptera, Athaliidae.
CUUUAGCCGUUUCAACUUCUUCCUUCUAGCUCCACGCUUAGUUUUUUUUUGGGUUUUGUUCUUUCCUUCUUUGUCUCCUUAUAGUUUUCUCACUUUCAUAUUCUUCUCCCCAAUCACCAGUGGUAGUGACUGAUAAGAAUUCUCUAGCUACUUGAUCGUUAUAGUAUUGAAGUUUUAAGUGUAUCGUGGAUACCAAGUUUCAACAAACCGCAUAUCAGAGUGAAUUAGUGGAAUGUGAACUAGCCAAAAAAUUAUAUCUACCGGCAAUACGGAGUAAUAUUUAUACAUGUACAAAUAUGUGCCUCCUGAUUAAUAACGAGCAUUGUCAGAUUAUAUAUAUGAAUGUCAAUUAUGAUUUUCAUUAAACUCCAAUCGUGCACAGCUGAUCGUAGAAAAAUUCGUCGAUGGGUCUAAAAUUAUGUACUUUUCAACUCAUAAAAAAUGAAUUAGUGAUCCAAAAAAAUUCAAUUCAUAUUCAUAAUUAUUAUUACUGCAUAAAAUUCAUUACAGAUUUGAACAAACUAUUCCAUUUUACUCGUAUCGAUUGCAGUGUCUAUUGUUUGUUUCUUCGUUUGAAAAAUUAAAUAUUACACAAGUGUAAAUAUUAUUCCCAUCAUGUAACCAAGUGCAAUUCUUUUGCAUUUUUUUUUUUCGUUUUUGUGUGAAUAAAAAAAGAAAACAAUCAACCGUGAGUGUACAGAAAAGUUGAUGAAAAAUUUCCUCUUUCUAUCUAAAAGUUGAUAAAAGUUUUUGGUUUCUCCAAACUGUGACGGGCUUUAGGAAUAAAAAACUGAACAAUGGCAUUAAAACCGACAAUGCAUCACCUUUAUCCCACGGCAAUGAAAGGAGACACACUUUGUCCCUUGGGAUUUCAUCCCCAGGUCAGAUGGCCGACGAGGUGCAAAAGAUGCUUUAGGGACUAUAAGGAACACAUAGGAAAAAAAGGAAACUUAAAGGACACGACAGCUUCCUCACCGAGUCUUUCCCCAUGGGAACCGUCGCCGACACGUUCUACGGAAAAUACAGACCGUCGUAACUGGGCUUCAACGUCAAACCUGAGUAAAGAUGAAUCUACGAAGGUUUUCCAGCAGAAAAAUAUUUCGGAGAAACGUCAGGCUUUGGGUGGUGGCUGGUCGUCGACAUCGACGAUUGAUAAUUUGGUCGAUAAAGAUUGCGUAGCCGAAGGAAAUACUGUUGAAGUUGAUAAAUUAAAAGGCGAAGAUUCCAGUGAACUGAAAGUUAGACAAAAGAACUAUGCGGGAUCACAAUCUGACAGUUAUACCUUUAGGAGAUUAUCCAAUUCGCUUGUACUUGAUUCUGUAGCAGAUGACGGUGAUGGCGACUUUCAAACAAGUAUGCCACAAAAACUGCAAAUAAAAAGUGUUCAGAGUGUAGUUGAUGACAACAAUGACUCCGCUUCAACAAAUGCGGAUGUAGAAUUUAUUAUUCAAGUUAAGAAAUCGAGACCCACCGAGAAUGGGAACGUGAAAACUAAUGCAGGGACGACUGUCGCCAAAGAUUUAAAGAGCGUUGAUUCUGUGUACGAAAGUAAUAACAAGGGUGGAAAGACGGAGAAGAAUGAAAUUGAGAGACUUAAAGUUCAAUUGAACGAGAUGCGGACGCGUUGCGAAAAAGUGGAAAGAGAAAAGAGCGACAUCUUACUCAGAAGAUUAGCCUCGAUGGAUUCGGUAUCGAACAAAUCAUCGACUAGCGAAGUAACGAAGCUUCAAAAGACGGUGACAGAACUCCAGGGUAAAUGCGAAGUUCUCAGUGAGGAAAAGUCAGAACUUUUCUCUAAGCUGAAGAGCCUAGAGAAGGAUUAUAACUCCAAGAUAAAUCGUUCUGAAAAAGACAAAGUUGCCGAUGAACUGAAGUCUAAACUAAAAGCAGCGGAAACUCUCUGUGAAACUCUGAUGGAUGAAAAUGAAGACAUGAAAAAAGAGAUCAGGGACUUAGAGGAGGAGAUUUACGAAAUGCAGGACAAUUUCAGGGAGGAACAAGCCGAUGAAUACACUACGCUAAGAAAGGACUUGGAACAGUCCAACAAAAAUUGUAGAAUUUUGUCAUUCAAGUUGAGAAAAGUGGAGAGAAAAGCGGAGCAGCUCGAGGCUGAGAAAAAUAGUAUGGAGAGCCAGUUUGAAGGGUUAAAAAAACUAGAACUGACCAUGCGGAAAAUCAGCAACGAGUUCAAGAAUAGAUCAGCUAAAAAGGCGACUGAUUACACGACCAAAGUGCAACUUAAGAAGAUGGUCGACGACCUUGAGAAGGAGAUCGGUGAUGUUGUCACUGUCAUUUCAUCCGCUGCUGCCGGCAAAGAGAUUGAACUUCAAUUGAAUGCAUCCCCAUCUGUCAAUCAGGAAAGUGUAGGUAGCAAAACUAAUGAUAAACUUGCAAAAGAGCACGAAAUCCUAACACAGAAGCUGGAAAAAGCUUUGAGAGAACUUGCCAAUGAGAGAGAAAUCAAUAAAAAGACAGAAAAAUCUAGUGCUCCUAAAGUUACCGGAGAUCAAGAUAACAAGAACAGCUCUGAACUGCAGACUCUGAAAAAGAAGGUGGAAGACUUGCAAAGUACAAACAAAGAAGAUCGAGCUGCAUGGGAAAUCGAGAGAGUAAAACUGCACGAAGAAAAAGAAAAACUCAAGUCUAAGCUACUCUCCCUUUCAGCGGAAAAGCUAAAAGUCUACAACGAAGUUGUCCAGCUUAAAAAAGAACUGGAGUCUGCAGCUUCGACUGGCAAGGAAAGUGCAAAGAUCGAAUCAGCGAUGAACGAUUUGAAAAAAGAAUUGAACAUGGAGAAAGAUAAGUGUAAAAAUUUGCAGAAUGAUUUGAGCAACUACGUGGAACGGGAAGGCAGAAUAGCAAAGACGCUGGCGUCGAUGGAAGCCAGGAACUCGCAGUUAGAGAACGAAUUGAAGCGAGUUAAAGUGGAGCUGGAAAAUGAGCGAACUUCUGGUUCAUCUAAGCUGUCAAAAGCCGCGUCUGAAAUCAGCGAGCUUAAAAAAGAGGUAGAAAAAUUACGUGGGGAAUCCGAAAAAGCUCUUCAAGGAAAAGAGGCGGAAAUCGCAAGCUUGAAAAAGCGAAUCACAGUUUUGGAAAAGGCAGGAAUCAACGCAAAAAAGCUUAACGAGAUGAAACAGAGCUACACUGAAAAAAUAAGUAACUUAGAAAAGGAAGUUAAGAACGGUGUCGAUCUCUUCGAUGAUCUGAAAGUCAAGUACGGAGUCCUGGGUGAUUCCAGGGCGCACCUCGAAAGUGAAAACGUGAUUUUGAAAAGCAAACUUCUCGACCAGAAGCACGAUCUAGCAAGUACAGAAAAGGAGCUAAAAGCCCUGCGAGAGACUUACAACACAAAGCAGGAUGCUUGGGUGAAGGAAAAGUUAAAAUUAGAGGAAAAAUUGAAGGAGCAAGACAAAUCCUUGACAAAAUCAUCCCUUGACGAUAAAACAGAAGACAUAAUAAGACUGAAAAAAGAAAAUUCUGUAUUGGCGGAGCAAUUGGACGUUGCGAAGAAAGUUAACGAAGACCUCACGAGCAGGCUCCAGGAUUACGACAGUGUAUCAAAAAUCCAGAAAAACUGGUCCGCGGAUACUUCUGCCCUGGAGACUGAGCUUCGCAGGGCAAAAGCUGCGCUUACAAACGCUGAAAAAAUUCGCAAGGCCGAUCUAGCUCAGUGCAAAAUGCGAUAUGAGCACAGGAUAACUGCAAUUAACGACGAGAUUCAGUCGAUCCAAAAUCAACUGUCAAGAUACAAAAGAGAGCGGGAUACGUACAAGCACAUGCUCGAAGGCGCGCAGAGAACUAUAGGCGAUUUGAAAACUGUGAGAAAAAGACGACAGUCGACCACGUCGACCGGCAAAUCUGACGAGGAUGAGGAAACUGCGGCGAAUAACGUAACGCUACUGGAGAAGCAAAUAAGUUGUAUGGAAGAUGAACUAUCAGAAACUAGAUUAGAAUCUUCAAAAUUGAAGACUGAAUUAGUGUCGGAGAGGUCUGCCUGGCAGGUGAAAUUCUCUGAAAUGCAGUCGAGGAUAAACGAGCUCGAAGAGGAGCGACUUCUGUCCAGUGGAAGGACUAAAAUUCCUGGUCUCAAAGUCCGGAUGGAACUCGCUUGGCAAAAGGAACGGGAAGACCAGCAAAGGCUUCUUCAGGAGACUUCGACACUAGCUAGGGACCUGCGGCAGACCUUGUUCGAGAUUGAGAGAGAACGUGACAAGGAAAGAUUGGAGAACAAGAGAAAGCAAGACCAGGUGAAGAAAUCGUUCGACGAGGAGAAAGAGGAGAACAAAAAGAAACUGAUAGAGCUCCAGUGCGACCUUUUGGAGCUGCGUGACGCCCACGCAAAGUUGAGAACAAGCAACGAGAAGAUGAGAAGAGAGAAGGAACGACAUGAACGAGAACGUGAAGAGCUCCGGGAUGUCAUUGCAAGCAAAAGAAGACUCGAGCAGAACGAAGCUAGGAGCGUGAAUAUCAUCCUUCAACAGGUGGACGAUCUCAUGAAACUCUUCCCUGAACUCUCUGCCAAAAAUGGCAGCGAAACUUCAGGGAGCAAACAGCAAACGAACAGCGACACUUACACCCCAACACCUCCCAGGAGACUAAAGGGACCCAAAUCAAGGGAGUCUUCGCCGAUGAUGGAUUCGCGGGAAGAUAUAAGAGGGUCGACGAAAGACUUGGGUGGAAGAACGGAGAAGUUGGAAUAUACGAUCAGCAAACUGAUGGAAGUAGCUAAGGAGUUGAAGGACACAAAAAAAACUGCCGACAGUGCAUCGGCCGCCAGCAAAAUGAAGAAAUUUGGGAAACGAUCAACGUCUAUUGACAAUGACUCGUCAACUAGGGGAACGGCAGGCCCAAAUCGAGGAUAUGCUGAUAAAUCUACAAGUGCGCAGAAAUCUAGUCUAAAAAGAAAGAGUUUGUCUUUGGAACAGACUGCGGGUAAAAAUGACCAGGUUAUCUGGACCAAUGAUAGCAACGUUUCGAGCUUACAAUCUCUUGAUGGUUCUGAAGCGGAUAACUCGAGACGUUACACUGGGCAAAGAGAUUCGAGCGUCGACAGUCGAUUGUCCGGCGGUUCAACGAAAAGCGAUAUGCUGCAUCAGCGGGAUAAGAAGUACAACAAGGGGAUUAUCAGGAAAAUCACAACGAAGCUCACAAAGUCAGCUAGCAUCGAUGAUCCUAAUAGUUCAUUCGACUACUCGAUGCAGACUUCGGGAUCUGAAGCGAGUAUUAAUGAAGAUACCAAGCAUGGGAAGAGGAACUUGAAGAAAAAGUUGACGGACAUGUUCAAAAGGGGCUCAUCGAGAAGCAACAGUUUGGACAGAAGAGCGGGAGGGUCUCAAGAGUCUAGUAGACCAUCAUCGCGGAAUUCUAUGGCGUCAAAAACGUAAUGGCAACUCAUCAUGUAGAAAUAAUAUAAAUAUGUAUAUUGUAAAUGACUAUCACUGUAAAUAUACAUACGUGUCAAAAGAA